GUGGGUGUGUGUGUAAUUGAAAAUAAUAUCCAGGCUCACACCCACACCCUAUUGAGGAUAAUAAACUUCAAAGUUUCAACAAGCCAGUGGUCAACUCAAAUUUCUCAACUUUAAAAGUCUUUAUCAAGUUCUAUACAAAACUGUUAAUAUCCUAAACCAGAUCUUCUUGGACCAAAAAAUCAAUCUCAUAACUUAUACAUUUUCUGUUAGAUGGAAACAUAAAUCUCUAGUAACCGAAACUGACAAUUCAUAGAAAGCACACUCGGUAAUCAUUGAUUACCCGCACUAUUUCCAAAUAGCUCUAGAACAGGUACGGAUACCACUCUCACGUAGCCCUUGGAAAGGAAAAGAUAUCACUCGUAUUGACUCUAAAAAAGUUAGAGGUGCUACUCCCAAGUAGCCCUCAAACAGCUAGAGACAUUGUCUCCAGAUAGUCCUCAAAAAUUUACAGGCAUCAUCCUUAACUAGAACUGAAUUAAUAUAUCUAAAAAAGACUUACAUAAUCAUCAUAGGUAAUAGCAUCAUCUUAAUGCUAAUUCAGCACUAAUACCAAAGUAUUAAAUUAUUGUUUUAACUCUAAUACCAAAGCAUUAAAAAUAGCAUUAAUUAAUGCAAUGCUAGUUUUAAGCCGACAUCCCUAGGUGUGAGCGUAGAUCUUCUUUUGUGCAUACGUCACACUCAUGAUACCAAGCAUUUAAGUAAAAUCCAAAUAGUCAUUUUAAUAACGAAUGAAACUUUCUAUCAAAUGCAUUCCAUACAGAAAUUACAUAGAAGAACUACGACAGGAAAGUUUUUAAAAGACCAAACACGGUAGUUUUCAAUUUUUAGAGAACUAUGUAGAAAUUUAGUUUUUUAAGUACUGACUUUCAGACCACACCCUCAUGAAUAAAAUGACGGCUUGGUGCACUUAGUAUAAGUUGUCGUUGAAAAGUUAUAAGUAUCACAAAAAUGAAAAACAAAAAUUGAUCAUAGUAUUCCUGAAAAACGCAUUUUUUUGUUCUUUGUAUGCUUCUAACUUUAUAAGUAAAAGGUCGUAGAAAAUACUGUAAACCAUAGUUUUAUUCAUAACAUGUUGUUUUUUAAGAAGACACUCUUAAAAAGUAAUUUUUACAUAGUCUUCUGAGACUUGAAAGUUACCGUGCUUAGUUGUUUUAAAAAUAUUCUUCCCAUACGUCAUCUAUGAAAUUUUGAUAUGAAGUGUAUUUGAUAAAGAACUUCAUUAGCUAUUCAAAGUCCUAUUUAGAUUUGAAUUAAAUACUCCAAAUAAAUAAUGGGAUAUAUAUAUGACUUGUUUCGUUUUCACCUAUAGAAAUGUACUUAUAGCAGAGCCUAUUUUUAUUUCUUUUUAUUGAUUGUACGAACGAGAAAUAACAGUUUAUUCGAAAACAGAUCUUUUUAAAUAAAACAAAUUCAUUUCAAUUAUACCAAUGGAGUGCUUAAUUCACGAUGGAAGAUCAAAAUAAAUAUAUUAAUCAAAUAGAAAUGCACUUUCGUUCUUUUAGUCACUUCUCAGAUUGCGCAUUAUUUGUAUUCAUCAUUAAAAAAGCGUAUUCAACGGCUACAUGCGUCAGAGCAAUGAUAUCUUAUCGUAUUUUAUCAGUUUUCAAAGUAAUAUCAUAAAACAACAAUAUUCCUCUAUUCGAGAGAGUUUUGCGUAAACAUAAGAGAAUAGCAUAUUUGAACUUUUUUUGAUUUCAAGUAUGUAAUAAACAAGAUGAUGUCAAUUAAUAUUUUGCUUUGUCAAUAAUCACAAUUCUCCGAAAGAUAUUGACAUGUCACUAUGGAAACUAAAAGUGAUUUAUAUAUAUGAAAAUAGUGAAAAAUACCAGCUAUUGCUAUGAAAGUAUUUAUCAAGAAGAAAGAAAGCAAAAGUAUUAUGUCUUUUAUGUAUAUAUGAUAUUUGUUGAGUAUUCAUCAUAAAAACAGAUUUAAUAUAUUCUCUCUAUCGACACUAAGAUCGUCACAGCCUACCAGGGGAUGGUGUGAUUCUUUUAACCUUGCUACGUUUUUUUCAAGUGAAAGAAAAAAGAAAGAGAUAUUCGUAUGUUUUAUCUUUUGCUUUACGAUUGUGUAUGAGAAUGUUAUUGUUAUUUUGUUUUUUAUAAUUCUCUAAGUAUUUGAAGAAAGAGAAAAAGCAUAAAAGACAAAUAUUUUUUUCGUCACAUUUGUUUUUUUUUAGAAACAAUAUGGCAACACGAACAUUGAGCGCUGUUGAUUAUGUUCUUCUUGUUAUACUUCUUCUUUCAUCGGCUGUUAUUGGUGCUAUAUUUGGAUUUUUCAAAUCUAAGAAGAGUUCAGCAAAAGAAUUUCUUCUAGCUGAUGGUGGUAUGGCAGUAAGUCUUAAACUUAAUUAA
Messenger RNA from Rotaria sp. Silwood1, 2354 nucleotides. The record is from the annotation of a GenBank genome assembly. Lineage: Eukaryota; Metazoa; Rotifera; Eurotatoria; Philodinida; Philodinidae.